Molecule: messenger RNA, 1495 nt
Organism: Arachis stenosperma
Lineage: Eukaryota; Viridiplantae; Streptophyta; Magnoliopsida; Fabales; Fabaceae
Product: phosphoribosylaminoimidazole-succinocarboxamide synthase, chloroplastic-like
Exons: 4
Coding region: 243-884 (213 amino acids)
Biological process (GO): 'de novo' IMP biosynthetic process
Cellular component (GO): chloroplast stroma; cytoplasm
Molecular function (GO): phosphoribosylaminoimidazolesuccinocarboxamide synthase activity
Source: RefSeq, a predicted model, not a curated record
AGAUACCCUUUGGCCCUUUCUCCCUCUGAAAACUUGGAAAGAAGUAUAGAACUCAAAAACCCAACCCUAAACCCUCUUCGAUACCCAGCCACCAUCCCACUUUCAUCGCCGAACCCUUGCCGCCGGGUGGAACUGCCGUUGUCGCCAUCACUUCUCAUUCUUCCGUCGCCGCCACUUCCCUUCCUCCCUCGCCGCCGUGGCAUUAUUCUUUACAAUAAACGGUACCUGAAGCCUGCAGUGCGAUGAGUGAAUCCAUGUUUAUGGCUGCUGCGUUAAACCCUCCCAAAACCCCCUUCAAAAUCAACCUCACACCCGUUCUUCCGCCUCCCCCAACCUCCUCCGCACUCACUUUCAAACCAAACAACAACUUCCCCACACUCUCCGCCGCCGCACAACCACAACAACAAGAACACGCCGCUCUGCUCGACACUCUUCGCAACAGCACACGCAAGAACCAAGUGCUCCAAUCCAUCAGAACCACCUCCCCCUUCAACUGCCUCUCCGAAACAAAUCUUCACCAUACGGUUCUCGCCCUCACCUCCAAAACCAGGGGAAAGGUUAGAGACAUAUAUGAUAGUGGAGAGUACCUUGUUUUGGUUACUACUGAUCGCCAGAGUGCAUUUGAUAGAAUCCUUGCUUCAAUUCCCUUCAAGGGACAGGUUCUUAACCAGACAAGCUUGUGGUGGUUUGAGAGAACCCAGCAUAUAACUGCUAAUGCCGUUGUGUCCACUCCUGAUCCUAAUGUUACCAUAGCAAAGAAAUGUUCUGUUUUCCCUGUUGAGUUUGUUGGUGAGUAUUUUGUUAGUUGGUAUUUCGGAUUGGUGCUUGCAUACACAUUUUAUCAAAUGAUUUCAAUGGCUAUGAAUUGGCAUAUAUUGGUAUAGGUUGUGGAGGAGGAGUUAGUUUGCUGGAAAUGAUAGCUUGAAAAGUACGAUAGAAAUAGAAUAUAUUCAAUUCUGUAUUCUAUAGACCCCUUUCUGAGGAUAUAUUUAAAACUUACAAGCAGCAGAAAUUCUACCAAGAAGUGUUUUUUUAAAUAAAAGAAAUUAUAUAAAUAAAGCUUAAAACCAAAAGACAGAUGAACAUUUAACUCUCAUAGAAAUCAUGCUUGGUCUUUGCCAAUUGCGCCAUGUAUUUAACUUGUAUACUUGUCAACCAAACCGAUGUCUUUGGCACACAUUGUUACUGAAUAAUGAAUGAUGAAUAUUUCAUUAACUUAUGUCACAUUGCUCUGGAUCUUUCUUUCUUCUUAUACUCUCUCUCUUCACAUGAAGUCUCAGGGAAUAUUGCUCUGCCUCUUUGCUUGGUAAUAUGACUAUGAUCAAUCAUCUUUGUAGUUUAGGGAAUUUUUUUAUCUUAAUUUUUAAGGUUAAAUAGGCAUAUUUUGAAGGAUAGCAAAGCCAUCCUUCUUUUUCGGGUAUUGAUAUCAAAGUCAUCUUUAUCCAAUUAGUUUUCCUUUUGGAUUAACAAAUUAAUUGAGAAGACAAAAAGAUGG